Closterium sp. NIES-67 is the source of this 1305-nucleotide messenger RNA. The record is from the annotation of a GenBank genome assembly. Lineage: Eukaryota; Viridiplantae; Streptophyta; Zygnematophyceae; Desmidiales; Closteriaceae.
GCCCUGUCAAACGGCCGUGUUGAUUUCCCCGUUUAUGAGCUGCUGCCAUUCCGCGAUUCGUUCCUUCCCGCGAUUCAUGUGUUUUCCGCGUUGAUGAGCUGGUCCGCGAUUUAUUGAACUAAACUGAUGCUUAUCACACGAGGCUAACUCGCUCGCCGCAGCAGCAAUUUCAGCGCCAUCAGUUCGUCGCCUCCCACAUACUUCCAGUGCUAUUUCCGCUAGCAUUACAGCAGCAGCAGCAGCAGGGGGGAAGUAGGUCUCGCCCACGCAGCGGCAAGCCACAUCGCUCUGCCGACUUUCGUACAGUAUCUGAGGCAGCUUUUGAGGCGCCUCGUACAGUAUCUGAGGCAGGGACCAGAAUGGCAGUCGCCGCCGUUAACGCCGUUCAAAGCGGCGCCCUCACCGCUCGCCUCGCCUCCGCACAGCCCGCCGCAACUUCCGCCAUUGGUGGCUCCGGAUCUUCCUCUUCCGCGUCCUCCCGCGGCUCCCGUCUAACACUGGCGCAGUCCGCCGUUCCCGCCUCGGGGCUGUUGUCCGCAAGGCCCACUCUUACGCGCACACUUGCGCCGACCUUACCGCUACUGCGCGAUGGGUACUCCUCGUGUCGCGCCAACAAGCGAUCUCCAACGGUAACGGUAACGGUAACGGCGACGAUAGCGGGUUAUGGCAUACCAGAUUACUCCAGCCCUUCAGCGGGAGAUGCGGCGAGAACUGCGGGCAGCCCUGGCGCCGCAGCAAAGCCCUCCGCUUCCGCAAGCCCUGCGGCUGGCGCGCCCAGCGGGGGUAGCAGCAGCGGGGGGAGUAUCGGCGGAAGUUCCAGCAGCGGGAAGGGGGGGACGAAGAAGGUCGGGGGCGACUCGAAGCUUGUGUUCCGGAACCCGUGGGAGUAUCAGGCGCCGGCGAACUACACCUCGCCGCAGAGCUACGUAAGUCCGCGGCCCUACGGCAUUCGCCUUACCACCGCGCCCCAGCCCCAACCCUCCGCGCCCAUCACCUCCCCCGCGCCUCCUCCCGCCUCCGCCUCCCCCUCCCCCUCCCCCUCCGCCUUUCCCUCCGUAUCCGCGGUCCUGUCAGCGGCGGAGGGCGCGGUCAGGGAGCGCGGGGGGGCGUUCCUGUGGGGGUGGGUGGAGCAGGGCUGGCUGGGCGGAGUGCCUGGGUCGCUGGCGCGCGUGUGGGCGUCCGUGGGGGCAGUGGCGGCCGCUGUUGCAGUCUCUGCUGCCGUCCGUUUCUUUCGCUGCAAGUCGCUCCCUGCCGUGCUGCCCUCUCUUCUCGCCGCUGCUGCGCUUGCGCUCGCCUCCUCCUGCU